AUGAGCUCCUCGAAUACCACCCUCGACCCAACUGCAGAGCCUCGAUCGGAGUUGGCUAAACAGGUCGAAGAAGAUCAUGCGGAGAGGCACUCGACCCAUGGAGAAGUCCUUCGCGACAUUAUACUUGGCGUUGCUGAUGGCUUGACCGUUCCGUUCGCCUUGACUGCCGGCCUCUCUUCACUGGGCUCUUCCAAUUUGGUUGUCAUCGGUGGACUGGCUGAACUCUUUAGCGGGGCAAUCUCAAUGGGUCUCGGCGCGUACCUGGCAGCUGUCUCGGACAGUGAUCACUAUGAUGCUGAGUACGAGAGAGAACGAAGAGAGGUUGAGGCAUUCCCCAAGACGGAGGAACGGGAGUGCUACGAGAUCUUGGAAAAAUACAACAUCCCACAUGACACCCUCACCCCUGUUAUCAAAGCAUUGGUUUCAGAUGAGGCUCAAUGGAUUCAGUUCAUGAUGGAUUUCGAGCUCAAGCUUGAGAAGCCCAAAUGGUAUCGUAAAUACGUCUCUGCUCUCACUAUGGGUCUAUCCUACUUGAUUGGUGGACUUAUCCCGAUGAUUCCUUACUUCGCCAUGUCCGACGUCACCCACGCCCUCUUCGUCUCCAUUGGCAUCACGGCCGUCGUCCUCCUCGUCUUCGGAUACAUCAAGAACUGGGUGACGGUUGGCACAAAGCGGUCUGCGUUCUACGGAGCUUUCCAGACGCUCAUCGUUGGAGCUGCGGCGGCUGGAACCAGUUACGGAAUCGUUCGUGGCCUGGAUAGCGAGCAUCCGGUUUCGACUCAGUGA
Molecule: messenger RNA, 786 nt
Organism: Hyaloscypha bicolor E
Lineage: Eukaryota; Fungi; Ascomycota; Leotiomycetes; Helotiales; Hyaloscyphaceae
Product: DUF125-domain-containing protein
Exons: 4
Coding region: 1-786 (261 amino acids)
Biological process (GO): intracellular manganese ion homeostasis
Cellular component (GO): fungal-type vacuole membrane
Molecular function (GO): manganese ion transmembrane transporter activity; iron ion transmembrane transporter activity
Source: RefSeq, a predicted model, not a curated record